AUGAGUAAACGUCACAGCGACUCAUCAUUUUUUGUUAAAAGUAGUGAUAAUGCUUUCAAAGAUCGACAGAAGAAUAUAUUUGAUCAGCUUACGUUAAUUGAUAAAGAAAAAAACCUCAAUUCUUCAACGGAUUGGUCUGACGGAUCCGAACUUCCAGAAAAUAAUGGAAGUGUUUUACCAGUUACCUCACGGCAGAAGAGAAAAGAGACCAAGCCCUUUAGAGGGAAAGAAAGUAUUUUCAAAAGACCUGAAAUGUUGCCUCCAAGAUUUAAAGCACGCGAUAUUCCAGAUUAUCAAAGACAUCCUGACAGAUGGACUAAGUAUAGUUUGGCUGAUGUUUCUAAUGAUGAAAUGUCAGAACGCAGUAACACAGCUACAGCCAUGGCAUUCUUGCAGGAGCUUGCGAGCAGGAAAAAUGAAUCCCUGGAAGGGAAUAGUGAAGAAUCUGUUAAAAUAGAAUUUAAACUCAAAAAGAAGUGCGAGGAAUCUUCUAUCACCAAAGAUAGUACAAAAGGCACCAAUGAAGAAAAGGGAUUGUUUAAAAAUUCUAAAUUGGUUAUGCCUGAAUAUGAAGUUGGACGAGGCAAGAAGAAAGAGUUGAAGAGAUCCAAUAAAUCUUCACAGGACAUUGACAAGAGAAAUAAAGAGAUUAAACUAUCUCAUUUGGAGGAAGAAGAUGAAUGA
Gryllus bimaculatus (two-spotted cricket) is the source of this 684-nucleotide messenger RNA. The record is from the annotation of a GenBank genome assembly. Lineage: Eukaryota; Metazoa; Arthropoda; Insecta; Orthoptera; Gryllidae.